CUUGUAUCCGGAACCUUUUAUAGUUAGGUGUGUUUCCAGCCGGUUGACGGUUAAGCAAGCACCGGUCUCAUCAUGUCGAGGCACCUUCGCUUCAUUGCGCGGACAGUGAUGGUUCAAGACGGCAACGUUGAUGCGGCGUACAACACUUUAAACAGGUUUCUGACUCAGGAUGGGAUUAUUGAAACAGUGAAGCGCAAGCGCUACUUCGAGAAGCCCUGCCGAGAGCGACAGCGGAAGAACUUUGAGAACUGCAGGCGGAUCUACCACACGGAAAUGGCCAGGAAAAUUGCCUUCAUCUCCAGGACAAACAGAGAGGAUCCCUGGCUCGGCCGCUAGUGAAAUUGAGUGUGAUGAAACAGGACGCUAUCCAUGGACUGGUUGAAAGCAGCAAGGUGGAAGAAGCAAUCAACACAAUGUCACUGUCACAUCUGAAUUGACUUGGAAAUACUGAGAAAAGUGGCUUUCUUGUUGUCACAUUAGUUAACAGUAAAAGGAAGAAAGCGUUUGUAGAGGUGUAUUCAUUGUCAAGUUAACUUUUGAUAUUAUUUCCAUUUUCUCCACAAAAUUUGGCAUGAAAAGUGCAGUGCUUGUACUUGGAGGGAAAAAUCUUUUGUACUCAUUCUUUGUUGUAACGAGCAGGUUAAUGAAUACUUGGUUGAUGACAUUUUGUGUUUUGAAUCUUCCCACACAAUCUUGCUAAUGAAAACCUAAUAAAAUGUGUGACAUUUUCUGAAA
This is a messenger RNA of Siniperca chuatsi (mandarin fish), 735 nucleotides long. It is a transcript of the gene mrps21, whose product is annotated as mitochondrial ribosomal protein S21. The transcript has 2 exons. Gene Ontology annotation, molecular function: structural constituent of ribosome. The record is from RefSeq and is a predicted model, not a curated record. Gene Ontology annotation, biological process: translation. The coding region runs from base 73 to 336 and encodes 87 amino acids. Gene Ontology annotation, cellular component: ribosome. Lineage: Eukaryota; Metazoa; Chordata; Actinopteri; Centrarchiformes; Sinipercidae.